Molecule: messenger RNA, 3628 nt
Organism: Seriola aureovittata
Lineage: Eukaryota; Metazoa; Chordata; Actinopteri; Carangiformes; Carangidae
Gene: snx20
Product: sorting nexin 20
Exons: 3
Coding region: 773-1648 (291 amino acids)
Biological process (GO): protein transport
Cellular component (GO): early endosome membrane
Molecular function (GO): phosphatidylinositol phosphate binding; protein binding
Source: RefSeq, a predicted model, not a curated record
GGUUUCAGAGUUUCAGCUGCUGAGAAUAGAAACGACCAUAAUUCAGACCUUUGAGUUUGUCUCCACCCAGAGGAGCAGAGAGGAACUGCAGGUGAUGGAAGGAACAAUAACUCAUCACUGAUUGGCUCCUGUUUUCACCUUUGCCACGCCCCAUUUACCUGAUGAAGAUCACCAUUCCAGGGUUAUUUAUUUAUUCUGGUAGGAGGAGUUGGUGUAUCCAUGUCUGUCGGACUUUAUUGGCUCCUUGUUUACAGCUCUUCUUCUUCUGUGGUUUCGUUAAUGUUUUUGUUUUUGUGUUUUCUGAAAUAUUAUUGUUGUGUUUUGUCCGGUGUUGUUGUGUUCGGCGCCUCAGGGUUUCCGAAGCUGACACACCUGUCAUCACAGAGCCUGAGACGAGGUCUGAGCUCUGAGAACAAACUCCACCCGCCUGGUGUGACAGGAGCCAUAAAACAAACGCUCAGUGGAACCCACUGCUGACACUGCAGAGUCUCAGUUUACCAGCAGGCCGCUCUUCACUUUCACUUCCUCUUCACUCGGUGGUUCUUUCACUCUUGCUCGUUGGUGUGAAUUUGUCCACAGAGGAACUUCCUGUUCUCUCCGAACACAGACACGUUCUGUGUUUUCAGGACUGACCCGGACUCUCUCCGGUUUCCUGGACCUCCUGAACCAACAGACGGUAAGAGGGUGACAGAGUCCUAAUCCAGACCGGUGAGGACGAGUCAGGCUGUUACUGCUUGGUCUGGUUGUGCUGCAGAUCAGCUGACUGGGUGUGAUGGCAGAACCACAGCAGACCACCACACACCAGACGGAGACGGAGCGGCCUCUAGCUUCAGAUGAAGCUCCCAGUUGUUCCAGUUUGACCACUAAGGAGCUGCAGCAGAACCUGAGGGCAGUGAAGCAGAGACAGCGGCUCGUCAGACUGAUGUUUGAAAUCCCCUCCACUCGCAUCGUUGACCGGGCUCUGUCUAAAUAUGUGGUGUAUGAGAUUGUGGUGAUGCGUUCAGGCAGCUUCGAUUCCCACCGUGUUUCUGUUGAGCGCCGUUAUAGCGACUUUUCCCGCUUCCACCACAAACUGCAGGAGGAGUUUGGCGAGGAGCUGGAGGAGGUGCUCCUCCCCCGCAAACUGCUGACGGGGAACUUCAGCCCUGACAUCAUCUCUGAGCGCCGCCUGGCCCUCCAGGAUUACUUGGCGAAGCUGUACUCUGUUCGCUGCGCGCGACACUCGCCGCACUUCCCCACGUUCUUCACCGAGCAGGAGCAGCGGCGGGCGCACAGUCUGCUGAGGGCGGGGCAGUUUCAGGCGGCUCUGCAGCAGCUGCAGGUGGUUCUGGAGAUCCAGGAGAAGCUGUUACCGUGGCAGAGCCCCACCCUGAUCGUACCCACCGUCUGCGCCCUCGCCGUCUGUUAUCGGGACCUGGAGCAGCCGGAGCAGGCGUUCGCCGCCGCUCAGAGGGCGCUGCCUCCGGUGCGGCGGUACGGACUCAAACGCUACAGGGCGUCUCUGCUGGACCUGCUGGUGGAUUUAGGGUACGAGCUGGGUCGGCCUGUGGCCCAGAUCCAGGACGAGCUGACGGCGCUGAGAGACGCUGAGAGAGGAGAGGUGACCUCCCGCUCUCUGAAGGAGCUGGUCGUUCAGGAGUUUGUCUGAAGACAAGGCGGAUUACCGGACCCUGACCUUGGACCUCGGGCCUGGGCCCCGGACCCUGGCCCUGACCCCGGGCCCUGACCCUGGCCCCGGACCCUGGCCCUGACCCCGGGCCCCGGACCCUGGCCCUGACCCCGGGCCCCGGACCCUGGCCCUGACCCCGGGCCCUGACCCUGGCCCGGGACCCUGGCCCUGGCAGGGUUGGUUUGUCUCUGUGCCUGGACAGACUGGACUGAACGGAGGACAGAAGCAGUAACUUAUAUAAAUACUGAUGUUUAUAUUUUCCUGAACCAUCAGGAACAAAGUGAAUCUUGAGUUCGUGACAUCGAACCCACUGAGCGAGGACAGAGACGGACUGUCCUUUACGUCAGAUGAUGUCCAGUAUAUUUGCUGUGUGAUGUUGAUGUGAUGUUGAUGUGCAUCAACCUGCUGCUGUUCCACACAGAUUACUCAACACUCAAACUGUUUCAACAAAACGAAGGAAACUGCUGAGAAUCUGAAAUUACCCAAGAACCGAUUUCACUGUUUGUUCCGUUUUUCUUGAGGUCACUCACUGCGAACUUCCCGCCACAUACACACUAAUGUAAACAUCUGCAAAGGUCCUGGAACCAUCAUGAAACUUUAAGAGUCACUGUGUAAAAACUUUGACGGUUAUUUAAAUGUUGGACACAAGAAAAACUGAAGGAAAGUUUCUGAACAUUUUGACUUUUGAAAAGAGUUUCCAGCUGAAAGUAUGAAUGAGUAGAAGCGGUCUGAAAUAAAAGUAUGAAAUAUAUCAAUAAACUGUAUAUCAUUAUCUGGUGUAAUACACCUGAUAAUGUUCUUAAUGUCCUUAUGACUCUUUAUACCUUAUUUUACUGUGUCAUUUCUAUGACGUUUUUAAUGCUUUAUUAUACUAUGACUUUCUUUUUUUACUUUAUUGCCAUAUUCCAACAGUAGCAGGCAGAAGCAGCUUCGCCUCACAUACAUGCACCCAUACAGUAGGUAGGAGAGCACCUUGUAGGAGCAGAGCCCUCCCCCAAAUACCUCACUUCAGAUAUGCAUACACCUGCAUACACCUGCAUACACCUGCAUACACCUGCAUACACACAUACAUAUAUACAAAUACAUCUACACACACAUACACACACGUGCAGAUACACAGACAUAAGGCAAAGAUCCUAACUAACGUGGUCGAUAACUGAAGCCCAUCUUGUAAAAUGAGCUUCCUGCAGCUGGGCAGUCAUGUGACUCAGCACACAGACAUGUUUGACCUUUUCUAGCCACUGAAGGACUGUCGCAGGGUCACGCUUCAUCCAACUUAUAGUCAUUGUUUUUCUUGCAACCAUUAACAGAUAUUUUAGUAUGUAACACUGAUAUGUAUUAAACCAGUGUUCAGCCAUUAUUUCCAGUAAAUACAACAGUGGGUCCAUGGAAAUGUUUCUCUCCAAGGUUUUGUCCAAUUCUUCUUUAAUGUUUUUCCAAAAUGUCUGUAUUUUUAGGGCAGUCCAAGAAAAUAUAUAUAUAUAUAUAUAUAUAUAUAUAGAAUAUCCCAGACCAUACAACAGUUUCUUUGUUGGUAUAAUUGUUCUAUGAUGUUUUUGAUGCCUUACUAUACUAAUGAUUAGUUUUACAUUUAUGUGACUUCUACAAUCAAACUUUGUGAUUCUGGAUGAAAUGUAACAAACUUUUUUUCAUCAUAUCAAACAUUCAAACUUCAAACAAACAAGUCUGAAGUACUGGAAUGUAUCCCAGCAUGCACUGGGAGGAAACAGUCAACCUGUCAGACUGUUGCAGCGUCCUCACUGAGCUAUGAAGGAUUAUUUUACAUCUCUACUGUAAUUUAUACUUGUUACUAAAUAAGAUUUAUCCACCUCUUUAUGAUGCAACUUGUGACAGUGAAGUUCACCUGCACCUUCAUUCACACCUGUGUUCUAGUUUUAAUUUGUCAGUUACAGUUGAUUGUAAAUUGUUAAAAUUAAUGCAGUUUUAAUGUGAAAUAAA